Messenger RNA from Talpa occidentalis (Iberian mole), 14659 nucleotides. RefSeq names its product FLVCR heme transporter 2 (gene FLVCR2). Lineage: Eukaryota; Metazoa; Chordata; Mammalia; Eulipotyphla; Talpidae. The transcript is spliced from 10 exons. Gene Ontology annotation, molecular function: heme transmembrane transporter activity; heme binding. The record is from RefSeq and is a predicted model, not a curated record. Gene Ontology annotation, cellular component: membrane. Gene Ontology annotation, biological process: heme export; transmembrane transport. Bases 391 to 2031 code for a protein of 546 amino acids.
GUCACGUGCCCCGAAGGGGGCGAGGCCCCAAGCCCGUCCCGGAGCGGACAGAGUCCGGCGAAGUGGCUUCACAAGGAGCGAAAUCUUUCCAGGACGCAGGGGCUGAAAGCAGCCAGAACGCCUUGGGGAACCCAAGGCACCAGCGGCCAGGACCGGGCUGAGGCGUCUGCUGCCGACCUGGGGGACAGAGACCUUAAGGAGAAGUGGUCACCAAGCUUGGGGGUGAGCGCAGGAGCAACACCCGCGGCUUUUACGCAGACUCGGGGCUGUAUAUUCUGGGCCGGUGGUUGCAAGUGCCCUGUCAGCUCUGAGGGACCGGCCGAGGCUACUGUCCUUUAAGACGACCGGAGUCCUCAGCACCUGUCCAGGGCUCCAGGACGGGCUGUGGUCAUGGUGAUUGAAGGUUCCAACCAGCAGGAACACGAUGGCAGCCCCGCGCAGGAGUCCCCACUCGCGCGCGACCCCAGCCUCUCGACCCACGCCAGCGAGUCGACCCACCCCAGCGUGUCCAUCCAACCCAGCGUGUCCACCCACCCCGUCGUGUCCAUCCACCCCAUCGUGUCCAUCCACCCCAGUGUCUCUGCGCAUCCCAGCAGUUCCGCCCAACCGAGUGCUUUGGCUGAGCAGAUUGACCUGCCCCCCCAGUGUAGUACCGACGACCUCAGCGUGAUCAAGGUGAGCAAGCGCAGGUGGGUGAUCGUCCUGGUGUUUAGCUGUUACUCCCUGUGCAAUGCCUUCCAGUGGAUCCAGUACAGCUCCAUCAGCAACAUCUUCAUGCACUUCUAUGGAGUCCAAGCCUUCGACAUUGACUGGCUGUCCAUGUGCUACAUGCUGACCUACAUCCCUCUGCUCCUGCCGGUGGCCUGGCUGCUGGAGAAGUUUGGCCUGCGCACCAUUGCCCUCACCGGGUCUGCUCUCAACUGCCUGGGGGCCUGGGUGAAGUUGGGCAGCCUGAAGCCACAUCUCUUUCCAGUCACUAUGCUGGGCCAGGUCAUCUGCUCCGUGGCCCAGGUCUUCAUCCUGGGCAUGCCCUCCCGCAUCGCUUCUGUCUGGUUCGGGGCCAAUGAAGUUUCCACUGCUUGCUCUGUGGCUGUGUUUGGCAAUCAGCUUGGAAUUGCGAUUGGGUUCUUGGUCCCUCCUGUUUUGGUACCCAAUAUCAGUGACCGCGACAAGCUCGCCUACCACAUCAGCAUCAUGUUCUACAUAAUAGGAGGUGUGGCAACUCUGCUUUUCAUCCUUGUCAUCAUCGUCUUCAAGGAGAAGCCUAAACAUCCCCCCAGCCGAGCCCAGUCUCUGAGCUAUGCCUUGGCGACCACUGAUUCUUCAUACUUAAGUUCCUUUGUCCGGCUCUUCAAAAACCUGAACUUCGUGCUGCUUGUCAUCAGCUAUGGUCUGAACGCCGGUGCUUUUUAUGCCUUGUCUACUCUGCUGAAUCGCAUGGUGAUCUUGCACUACCCGGGGGAGGAAGUCAAUGCUGGAAGAAUCGGCCUGACCAUCAUCAUCGCUGGAAUGCUUGGGGCCAUGAUCUCGGGCAUCUGGCUGGACAGGUCCAAAACCUACAAGGAGACGACCCUGGUGGUCUACAUCAUGACUCUGGUGGGCAUGGUGGUGUACACGUUUACCUUGCAGCUGGGACAUCUAUGGGUGGUGUUCAUCACUGCUGGCACAAUGGGUUUCUUCAUGACCGGCUAUCUUCCCCUGGGAUUUGAGUUUGCUGUGGAACUGACAUACCCAGAAUCGGAAGGCAUGUCUUCUGGUCUCCUCAACGUGUCUGCCCAGGUAUUCGGGAUCAUCUUCACCAUCUCCCAGGGCCAGAUCAUUGACCACUAUGGAACCAUGUUUGGGAAUAUCUUCCUGUGUGUGUUCCUUACCCUUGGAACGUGCCUCACUGCAUUCAUUAGGGCAGAUCUCCGGAGGCAGAAAGCAAACAAUGAAAUGCCUGAGAAUAAGCUCCAGGAGGAAGAGGAGGAAGAGGAGGUAAUUAGCAACAACAGCAAGGUGCCCACUAUUGUUUCUGAGGAGCAUGUCUGAGGGAAGAAGCGGGUGGCCACUCAGGAACAGCACGCCUACCUCCUCAGUCAGCACCACUAGCACUGCCAGCCAAAGCUCUUCACCGGAGCAGCUUUUGGAGGGAACCAGCUGGGAUAUCUGGGGCCUGGAAGGCAGCGCCCAUGCCUCCUGGAACCCGCUGAGGAGCCUGCAUGGCUGUUUUGGGGAAACGGCACCUCUCACCAAAUCUGGGCCCGUUCCCGCCUCCCCUUCUAGGUUCCUGGAACUGGUGUUGGGAGAGGCGGGUGGAGGGGCGUGGAGCCCCUCCUGUUUGGUGCCUUCCUUCCCUCUGCUCCUCGGCCCCUCAUGGAGAAACCUGCAACAUUAUCAAGGAAAGAAAGCUUUUUCAGGAUAUUAACUUCUUCUAGUGCCUUCGGAUCCUUAGAUGCCCCUAUUCUAAGGAGCAGCAGCUGCUCUGGGGAGGGUCACUCUCGUCAGACUCACCAUUCAACUUCUGGUGAAGAGAAAGCGACAUCUGAACAAGCUCCAUCAGAACAAACCUGUGGGGACCCUGGGCCUCGAUUCUCCUGGCCCGAUGUUGGGGUCUGUUCCCAAACCCUCUUUCCUAAGAGCUGACCAAACCAAACAUCAAUAAACUUGACAAAACCUUUGUUGUGGCUGUGAAGGAGAAACCGAUUCUGGAGCGUCAGCCACCUAGGCGUGCGAGGGGCUGGGGACCCCCUUCUGAGUGAAGGCGUAUAUUUGGGGACUGGGGUAGCUUGACUGGAAACAGGAAGGUUCUUCUCUACAAAAGGAGACUUGUCCAGGCACUUCUGUGUGUGCCACAGUCCCCCGUGGCACCUUCCUCCGGGCAGUCCUCCAGGAUCUCAGUCAUUGGUCUCAGUGCCUCUGGAUGGAGGGGAAUCCCAGCCAACUCCUGUAAUCUUUCCUGAAAAUUAAUGUUGUUUCAUUCCACCCUGGCACAUCCAAAGCUGCUUCUGAGAGAUGAGAAGGAAAUGGGCAGAAGGAAGGGUGACCUCUGGAUUAGAAAUUACUUGAAUUAAAAGCCUCCCACCCCUGGUAGAGACAGUGUUUGCGCUGGAUCCUCCUGCCUUCUAGUGAUUAUCUGCCAGAUGUCCCUUUCACCACCUGAAGCUGACCUCCCCCUGCCUAGCCUGCUGCCUGGCUCUCCUUGGAGGCGUUUGUAGUGUCUCCUUAGAGGAAGACAUUUUGGUGACUUGUGUUGAGCGGCUGUGACCACCGCUCUGGUCUUGGCACAUCAGAGCAGCUGGCGCUGGCAACAAUGUUGGGGUGCUGGGUCAUGGCCCCUGAGGGGAGCGAGGCGGGGUGUGUGUCUGUGUGUAAUACCAGUUCACACUUCUGGAGAGGGGAGUGUAAGGGUGGAAGAGAAGUGGAGAGAGAAUCGGCCUCACUUCUUAAUAAGGAGGAAGGUGUUCGCUUAGCCCCUUCAAAUAUAUUAACGUUCACUGAAUCCAUUGCUGUAUUUUAAAAACAUAAUUUGUGUUUUCUAUUUGUGAUACCAGAUGUUUUAAAGCAAUAAGAGAGUCUCCAUGUGGUUGGCCUGGUCUUGGGUGGGGCAGGGAUGGUUUUUGGUAGGCCCUGAGGCUGACGUCUGGGAAGAGGACUGGGUGCUUCUCCGGCCUCCUGUUGACAUGUUACCACCCUAGUGGGUGAUGAUUAAAGACAAGGCUGUACAUUUGCUGUUGGUCUAUGUGGCAACUCAGGGCCAACACUUGACCCUGACCAUUUUUGGACUGUGUACACAUGAACAGUCCAUCCGUGUGACUACGGGUGACUGCAGCCACUGUUUUAUCUGGCUCUGUCCCCAAGGGUGGCUCAAGUUUGUUCUGCCAGUGUUCUAGCACACACCCGUUGCACUGGCAGUGUCCACAGGCUUGGCAUCUUCAAUUCUGUUACCGUUUUUCUUCUGUUGUACUUAUGGUUGACCCUUGAACAAGAAAGAUUUGAAUGGUGUGGGUCCACUUAUAAACGGAUUUAUUUUCAAUACAGCUGGCCCUCAGUAUCCCAAGGCUCUGCAUUUACCCAAACAACUGACACCCGCAGUUGUCUGGAUCCUCACAUGCAGGAUCAACUAUAAAGGACUUGAGCAUCUGCAAAUCUGGGUGCUGGCUGGGGGUUCAGACCAAUCCUCCAUGGAUGUAAGCGACAACUAGAGUUAAGUUUGGGGGACCCAAAAUGUGUACAUGAAUUUUUGACAGUGCUGGGUUUAGUGUCGCUAACUCCAUGUUAUUCAAGGAUAAGUUGUUUGGUGAUUCUCCCUUCUCAGCUGUGUUCACCUUAUGUCUGUUACUUGGAUAUGCUGCUGCUAUCAGUUUUCUGUACAUUUCCUCGCUAGAGUAGGGUGCCUUUCUGGCACUGCAUCUGACAGCAAUUCUUGGCUGGAGAGAGAGAGCAUUUUUUUUUUUAAGAUUUAUUUAUUUAUUUAUACAAGCACUGGGUACAGUCAGAAGUGUGGGAGGGUGAGAGAAUUCACCAGAGCCAGAACGGGGAACAGAACAGGCAGACUGACGAAGUACACUGCUGAGGGGAGCAGAGGGCACGGCAGGAGAUGUCUGCGCGCCAUGUGGGACACUCGCCGCCGGCAGUUGGGGGGUCAAACUGGUACUGCAGAGGCUGCGGGCAGCUUCACAGCCCAGUGCUCAACCGCUGUGCCACCCGGGAGGCCCGAGAGAUAGCAUUUCAAUUCUACUUUAAAUCAACUGGGAAGGUGGCCAAGCCUGGGCUGUUAAAUCCAGUAUUCAUACUUUGAUUCUUCUUCUGAAAUCACGUUUCUAUGAUGCCUGCUUGAAGGGUGCAGAACAUCUUAUUGGUCCGUUCACUCCUUUCCUAAGAGGUCUACACACAAAUAUUAACUCAUUACUUAACAAAUAGUUGGUGGGUAAGGGAGAGAUAGUUCAUACUGCCAAGCUAUCUUUCUAGAUUGUGGGGCUGGGACACCUAGAAUUGCGCAACGGCUUUUGGCACCAUACAGUUGAGUCCUAAAGCCCCUAAUGCUCUUAACUUCAAUUUGUGGGUCAAUGUUUGAUUAAACUAAAGGUUUUAUUCCUUUCAACCUGAAAGCCUUACGUGAUAAAGAAUUCCCAAUGCAGUAAAGCCUUUUAUCUGCCUCACAAGUUCCCUGCCUCCUUUUCUGACCUUUCGCUUCCUAACAUACUCAUACUGUAGUCACACUGGUCUUACUACUUGAACAAGACCUGUUCCCACCUUCCAGAUGGUGCUGUUCCUUCUGCCCUAAAUGCCUCCUAUCUGAAGACAUCAGAUGGCUGGGCAUACCAUUCUUCGCCCAAAACCUAUCUCAGAGAGGCCUUUGUGAUGAUCUGUUAUGCACAUGCCCCUGCCCCCUCUGGAUCUCACAACACCUGUUUUCUGAUCUGAGGGCUUCUUUUUCCCCUAUUGGCUUGUAGGUUGUUUCCUUGAAUACAAGGUUAGAGAGCAGGGCCUUUGCCUGCGUCAUCAUUUCUCUUUCUUACGUGUCUGGCAUGGUGUAAGAGCCCAAUCAGUUUUUGUUGAAAUAAUGGACUCUGGUAUCUACACGCCCUGUGUGAAGGCUGGACCAGCAUGAGCCCUCGGGCUUGUGUCUGGAGGGCAACUGUCCAUCUAGUGAAUGCACUAGGGUUUAGGGUUCUCCCCCUUCAUGGCCAAGCAGCUGCUUCUUUGAUGCUGCCUGAUUUUGUUUCCUGCCAGUUUUUUUCCUCAAGAAUCUGUUUCUUUCUUGGGAAGAAAACAAGGCUUUUGACUUUUCAGUGGUGAACUGAGGAGUCUUGAAGAUGGGGAAGGAGAGGAAGAAGUUUGGCUUCACGAGAAAUGAGCUAGCAACAGGAGCUGGAGUACCACAUGUACCUGGGUCAAGAGAGGCCCUACUUACUGACGGCCCUGGCCAGUUUGAAGGCUGCGACAUGCCCACGCCAGAGCUUGGCAGAGGCAGGUGUGCUCUCGGCUUAGCGGAGGUCAAAGAAUAAGGAUGGACCAGAGUAGAGGUUUUCCCCUUUAUUGCAAAAUUCACUAUGCAAAUACAGAAGUGUAAAAAGAGUCCAGACUUCCAUCCCGGACCCAUCUGUACACAUAAGGAGACCAGCCAUGGCCACUCUCAGGGGGCCCUUGCUGGAAGAACUGCCUGGUCUUGGUAGGCUCAGCUCCAGGUCUAGAAGCAGCUAGCUGGCAUGGAUGGACCAGCCCUGGAAGCAGCCCUUGGUGGCAGCUGCCCUCGGUGAGGCAACACCUUUAAGCUUCAUAGUUCUGGGCUUCCCACCACACAUGUCAAAGCAAGAUGAAAAUAAAAGGAAGACAGUGAAGACCAGAAACGGGGCCUUAGAAGAGGCUGCAGGUGGGGGAGCAGCACAGAGUGGUGAUGUUGGUCUGGAGAGGUGUUCAGAGAGCGGGGUGCCUGGGUUAACUCAGAAAGUUUCACCGGAGCUCCCCGUUCAGUGGCACAUGGGGAGUUCCUCCACAAGACAGAGGCGUUUAGAUAUAUUUAAAACAAAAAACAAAACAAAACAAAACAAAACCUAGGUUUAUUUGUAGAAAAGGAGAGAAGAGUCAAGGACACUUGCGUAAUGUCCUAGGCAUUUGGAGCUGCAUUUGGAGGGGGCAGCCAUGUGUUUUUAUCAUCCUCUUUCAGUGGGGAGGGGCUCAUGUCUGUGCAGUAGUUCACUUUUGUUUAACUAGGCAGAAUCUGAAAGGACGAUUCUCUAAUGGUCCUCAACCUCUGUAUAGUUUACAGCAGUUUGAUACCUGCUGUCAGUUGGUGCUUUAAGGAGUUUAUCAGUUGGUGCUUAGGUGGAUGGCUUUGGGAUUUCAGAAGCUUGUUAUCAGUUAGCAAUUAAGGCAUUUCUUUACUUGGUUCUACUCAGUGGAUUUCAAAGGACAAAGACUUUCAAUUUCCAUAUCCCUUUUCCCCAUCUGUGCUCCCGACUUCAUACUUGAGGAAUUUGUGUAUUUGGUUUGGCCAGGUAGAAUGGAAAGGACCUGAGAUUUUUACAAAGGUCCUUAAUUUCCACAUUCCUCUCCCAAUCUGUGGUCUGGAUCUUUUUAUACCUGGUUUACCAACUAUAGUCAUCGCUUUUAUCCCCACCUCCAACUUUUGGCCUUGUGCGAGCCAGUUUCUGCUCUGUACUGCCUCCUUUCCCAGUUUUCUACUCUUGGCCUCCAUCAGGGGGUUUCUGAGGUGCUGGCAAUAUCCUGAUCUGGAUAGAGGUGCACAGUUUCCAUUUUAAGAUGAUUCUUUAUAUUGUACAGAUGUGUUACAUGCUUUUCUGUAUGCAAGUAUCUUAAAAAUAUUUUUAAUGUAAAAAAACCCAAAAUGUUAAAGGCUCGAAGGGAAUAAAGGGGCUGAUGAUGGGACAGAAAAGAAGACAUUUAAGAGGAGAGAGGAUGAGAGAAGAGGACAGCGAGGGUGGAGAUGAAGUCUUGGAGGUGGUAAUGCUGAUCUCAGUUCCUCUUCUUUGGUAUGGAUACUGGGUCCUCCUCGAGGUACCUGAGCCCAGCUAGCAUAGCCAGGAUCGAGAGACCUUGAAUAGAGACAAAAGAUUAGCGGCUGGCGUAAACACAGUACUCUCUCCCACAUGCCUGCUCUCCCGUGCUGGCUGGAGGGUUGGGCAUUUCAUGUGGGAGGUCCAGGUGGUUAGAUGCUUACUUGCCACAAACAUGGGUGCCAGGACACCAAUCGUGAGAGCCGCCGUCCUAUAUAUGAACAGCUCAGAAAGGAAAUGUCCCAGGGCGAUGAGGAAGGUCCAGAGUGUAAUGUAGUAGAGCCUAGAAGGGAGCAGACAGAAAUAAGAACUGAAGGCACUAUUUGUUCAGUGCUGAGGAAAAGUGGUGGCUAAAUGUGAUAUAUACAAUAAAACUCCAGGAAGGGACUUUGACUAAAGAAAAAGGAGGCUUGGUCUUGAGAAAGAGCUGGUUAUUUGAUCACACUCAUUUAUUCCCUGCUAGGGCAAAAAUGAAAGUUUCAACUGCUAACUUGAGCCGAGAAUGGCACAGGCAUCCCAGGUGGCUCUCCAAGUGUUAGCAAGGUAGUGGAAUAAGCUAGAGCAGCUCAGAGUCUUGAUGAUGGCAACUUUAGGCAGUGUAGGCUGCAAAUUCUACCUAUUUUGGCUUGGUCCUACAAUCCCAGUCUGCCGUGCAGGGGGGUCGUGGACCACGCUCACAGGGUGGCUGCCACAAGUGACGGGUCUGAACAGGGAUGGAGCAGCAAGCGCUUCUCUGUGGCUUUCAAAUUUCUUGCAAUAUGGGCUGACUCUUGUGUUUUAGCCUAGAAAAACAUCACACAGGGUCCUCAUGGAAAGAGAAAGUCCUCUGUUUUGACAAUGAGGCAGAGGAAAAAAAACAAGUUACAGGAUGACAGGUCACUUGGAUUGCUGAUAUCUUUGUGCAUUUUUUUUACUAUGAAAUUUUUUUAAAUUAUGCAAUGUUUCACACAUACACAAAAUUAUAAAUAGAAGACUAUCAUUAACCUCUCUGAAACUAAUACCCUGCUUCAUCAGAUCUGAACAUUUUCACAUUUUGGCUACAGAUAUUUUUAUUCUAAGAAAGAAAACGUUUACAGAUGUCAGUGAAAGCAUCCUGGAUAGCCUUAUCCCAUGCCAUUCCCAUUCUCCUGCUUCCCCCUCUCCAGAAGGAAUCGUUACCUUAAAUACGAUUUUCCUCAUUCCUGUACAUGUUUUUAUGCACUUAAUAAAUACAUACGUAGAGGAGUGGAUUCUGAGCGUCCAGCUGGGAAGGGACUAGAAUCAGAUGCACAUUCUAAGUGCAUGGACCAAAGUCCCAGGCUACAAAAAGGCUGGAAACAGCAGUCAGCGUGGGUCACUGUGGUGUGUCAGGAGGAGGGGAAGUCAAUGGGCAGCACAGGUGGAGACAAGUCUGAGCUGUUCACUCCAGAAGCAUAGCAAGCAAGACAUGCCAUACCUCUGAUACCCAGCGGCAAUUCUCCAUCAUGGGCAAGGUCUAUACAAUGAUGAUUCAAUCCCUCCUCCCUCAGUCCUCCUGAGGGAGAACAGACACACUGCUCUCUUUUGACAGAUGAAGAGCAGAUAUAUAAUGAACUUGUUGCUACAAAGCUAGUUACCCAAUGAAUUGAGACCGGAGCCCCUUUUCUUGUUUUCAUUCUCGGCCCCAGGCUGUUUUCAUUAAACCACACUGCUUCCAAAAAUACUUGUCAAUCUAGAACAAGUAACUUAAAACUGUAAAAAAAAAAAAAACCUUUAAAAAAAUAAUGAAAAGUUGGAGAGGGGCAGCAGGGAAGGUAGCCCUGCUUCAAGUCCCAUUUUCCCACUUGAGUAAGUUUAAAUUAAUUGGGUCUUUAAUAUGUAGAUCUAAAAAUCAGGAAUGAAAGUCACCAUCACCCAGGGCUGCUAAGAGACUUAAUCAAGGUCAUAUAGAUGAAGGCUUCUGGCAUAAGAGAGGCUCGAUAAAUAUCACAAUCACAACCUCCUCUUUUCCCCAAAUACUGAAAACUUGGAUAAGAUGGAGAAAUAUUUUAGAGUGAAGUUGGCAUUUUGGUGGCCUCAUCCACGGACUUCAGCUAAUGCUGCACCUCUUGAACAGAUUGUGGUGAUGACUAUAGUUGGAAAGAGGGCGCCCCGCAGUGGCAAGAAUCAGUUAGUUACUCAGUUACAACACCAUCUACACUAGAGACUGCUGGCGUACCCUGGAGAGGCAGACCACAGUGCAGCCCCGGGUUCUCUUCCACCCUCACCUAAGGACUCUGUAUAAGCAUAUGGCAGUUUACUUGUGGGUUCCUUUUUUUCCAUGGAUUGUAAUUUUUGUUCAUUCCUGUUUCUGAAGGAGGAAUGUGAGGAUAAGGUAAGUGUGGGUGGUUGCUCUAAAAAGAGCACACUAUUUCUUGAGUAGGAGAAAGGGUGAUUCUUUAGUAAAGAUGGAGGCAUCUGGACAAUGUCACUGCCAACCAGCUAUUCAGUUCCAAAGGAUUUUGACACUUUAAAGGUCAGGACUAUCAUGUUUUUUAGGCCUGGAAGAAAUGGAACCUAUUAACCUGUAAUCAUCUAUAGUCUAGGCUGAUAUAUCAAAAUUAACAGGUCUCUAAGGAGAGGACAACAGCAGGUAUGCCUAACACCCGAUUUCCAACAAAAGGAGGCUAAAGCUCUCCCUUGACGUACGGCUUGUUGUGGAUGUACAUGGCACAGAGGCAGCGAACCACUGAUGAGAGCAGCGUCCAGAUCCCGAAGGUCCGAGCGUGGAGGCCAUUCACUGUGAGCAGAAAAGAGCAUGCGUGUUUGUAAGGAAAAUGGAAUUCCUCAGGCUCUUUGCCGCCUUCUGCCUCUGGGGCUGGCACCGGCAGCCUUCCUUUCCUCCCAGGUUUCAUUGCCUACAUGUGAUAUCAUGUUGGUGCAAAAAGCACUUGAGAACGUGAGCAGGGGGCCUGCAGACACCAGGGGUUGAGAAGUGUGAGCAGAGGGCAUGUGCACCUAUGAUUAUGGACACCUUGGGUGAGAGGCUGGGAAGCCUGGGGUGCGUUUACCUAAAAGUAGGGAGAGAUUAUUACGAGAUUGAGAGAGAGAGAGACCAAGAGAACACUAGAGAGAAGUAAGAGGGAGAGCACACUAGUGCUUGUGGAAAUUGGAGAGGGGUAUGGGGGGGUUCACUUGCUGCCUGCCUGCCUGUCUCCCUACCUGCCAGUUUGCCUGCAUACCUGGUUCCCUGCUUCAGCAUUAAAGGCCUGUCAUAUCUACUGAGGGCCCAAGAUUCCUUUAUAUGUCUUCCCGAAUCAAUUCCUUUAGUUAUCUGCCUGGCCUGGGAUGGUGGCACUACAGUGUUGACAAGGCGAGGGCUGGGGUUCCCUUCAAGCCGCCCCUACCUCCCUGGUGGUUCAUGAGAGGCAGGACUGAGUUGAACUCCCUUAGGCUGGGCAGAGUGGAAGUUCUGGUACUGCAUCUGGGAACUAGAAGGAAUGGAAGGAAUUCCUGAAUGAGAACGGCUCAGCUGCUCUUCAAAUAUCUAUAGUUUGAUGGGGGAGUUCCAAGAUUUGAAAUCCAACAAAGAGCCCACUUAGGCGGUACUACAAGUAGUAGUUUACACCUUUGCCUCUGGAAGCCACUCUGGUUCUGGGGAAGCCCAUGAGUCUGGAUCAGGACAGAUUUGGGAGGAUGUUGGGGAAUCUUGCAGAGGGAUCUGUCACAACCAGAUGCCUAGGAGGUCAGUAGACUUUCAAGGUUGAGGCAGGAGAGAACUCAAAUUCUGGGAGACCUGAGUGCUUGAGUCUUCCCCUGAAUCCAGGUCUGUAGUGAACAAAGCUGGAAACAGGCUGGUCUCCUGUGCACAUGGUAGUGGAACAAAGCACUGGUAUUUGGUAUUUACCAGGACCACUCUGCUUGUGGUGACUUCGUUCUCACACUGCUGUAUUAACUAUGUUGCCUGAGCGCCUGGAUCAUAUUUUGUCAUGGCUGUGGUCCUUACCUUGGCAUCUAUUAAAAUCAAUUGAAGAAGUUUAAUACAAUUCCCAAGAUCUGGGUACCAGACCAAUGAAAUCAGGCUCUUGGGAGGUUAUUUUCUAAAAACUUCUUCUCUAGGUGAUUUUAAUGUAUAGUCAUUGAUCAAGGCAACCAGUGGCUGGAACUGAGAAAACAGUGAGAGCAGAGAUGCUGGUCUAUUAAGCACGAGAAAUUUCAGGAGACAAUACAGACAGGCUUUCACCUAUUUUAAUAUUUUCUUGGACUUUAAGGAUUUUCCAGCUCAUGGAAACCAAUCACUGAUACCUGAAUAUCUUUCCAAGGCAGUGAGAAGAAAUUCCAUAUGUCAAACUGAUAUCUAGCUGGGUUUCACUCUUUACAAACCAAUUUGAUAGUGCUUCUGAUGAAAAACCUGAGGCAAUUUCUCAGGUCAGUGAGAUAUGAAAGUGGACUAUUUCACCUACCCUAACCAGAACAGGUACAACUGUACAGGAUGCUCCGAUGCUCCAGGGCACCCCAGAUCCUGUGGGAGGAGCCUGACUCUAGUUCUGAGCUAGAGACUGACUAAGAGACACGCACAGACAGACACACAUACAGUUCUUCUGACAACUCAAUGCCCUUCACCAAGUCUUAUGACCCCUUGGGGUCUUGGUCUCAACUUUAAAUUCAAAAGGGCCACAGCAGGUAACCUCUAAAAACCUGUGAAUCUAUAGAGGGUUCCUGAACACUCUGAGGGCAGCAUUUGAAGGUGAAAAAGUAGAACGACCUGCCACUUUUCCCAGGUUCUUUACUCUGCUUAUUUGAACUUUGCUCAAAAUGAGUCUUAGCCUACUUAGUUAUAUUUUAUACACAUAUAUUGCAGAAAAAUGAGCUAGGUCAGAGCCUGAAUCUGGGUCAGCUAUAAAUGUGACAGAAUUGUCGGUGGCUGUGAAAUGGUGCUGCAGCUCAGUGGAGCUGUGCAUCAAGGCAGGGAGGCACAGGCUGGGACGUGAACACUGUCAGCAGAGAGGCUCGGGGAAGUUGGGAAAAGACUCUGGGCCUUCUGAAAUUUCAUUUUGAGAGCUAACUUGGAGGAAAUUUUGGAUAAUUUUCAGGAACUCUGUCAUGGUUUGAGAAGACCUUGGGUUAGUAACUUUCCAUUGGCAACAUGGACUAUAAACCAUGAGUGCCAUGGCCUGAUUUCUGAAGAGGGUGGAGAUAAUCGGAAAGCUUCUUUCUGGCUUUCUAGUAGAGCACCACAGAAUCACCAAGUCAUUCUAUUUCUUACUUGACCUGGUAAUGCCUCUUCUAUAGUCUAACUGCCUAUGGCAGUGUAAGAUGAAUGAGGUAUUCAGAGGAACUUGGUGGGGAAAAAGGGGCCAGUGUUAUCCAUGAAGUCUGUUACUCCAGGGGCUGCCAAAAGGUAGAUGGGGCAGUAGUAGAAUCACCUAGAAAGUUCAAAAAAAUGUCCCGGCCCAAUCCUGAAGUGAAGUUUCAAUAAAUUGGCUUGGAAAGGGAGAUGGCACUGUUUUUUGAUUGCUGAAGAUUUGUAGGUUAUUCUGAUGUACAGCUUGGACUGGAAACCACAACUCUGGCCACUCCCACCAAGGAUGCAGUUACUAGGUUUCUUACCAAGGUCCGGCUUGCCAGUGUAGAGUUUUUCAUAGAGGAAGGUGUGGUCUCGGAAGCACUGCAGCGAGGUCCCCAUGGCCACGAUGGACGUCAUAAACAGCCAGCUUCGUAACACAUUCCAGAAACAGCCCAUGGCUUCCCUUAAACUGGGAAGGAUUUUGCCUUGGAAAGGAAAACAAAGGACAUGAGACAACAGACUAGUCUGUGUCAGCCAUAAACUUUCACCUCUAUGCUUGAUCUGUACCCUACUCAUGAGAGAGGUACUAAGUGUCUUUUGUCAAUCAUAUCAUCAAUUCCUGUCCAAGUUCCCUAUGUUCAUCUACCCCUGGUUAUUGCAACACUUCUCUGAAUUCACAGGGUUGGCAUACCGAGUGUUUGCUCUACCUAAAGUGAUCUGACCUUUACUCAGAGUGGAAAAGGCUAAAUAACAUAGUGGGUGGAAGUGACACAUGUGGCAGGAAAGUAACUGCACAAAUAUUCCAAUAAACUAAUAAAAUGGAUGUGUAAGGGUUACAGAAAUGUAGUAUAUAAACAGUGGUAAAUCAAUGAUAUUUUGCAUUAAGUGGCAUAGGACUUACCUUUGUCUAAGUGAUAUUUCUAAAAUAUUAUCUAAGUCAGAACUCCUUUCUCUUGGCUAGAAUCAGUCCUAUCUUUACUUCUAGCCUGAUUUUUCAAGUCAUUCCUUUGUAAUGAAACAGCUGAAAGGAGAUGACAGAUCUACUAACUGACACCUGGCUGCCUAUCAGUGAGCGGUCCUGCUGAGUCCUUAGAAGCCUUAUAUGUAUAGGUGGAGCCUAUGGUGUAAGGGCAACAUUUACGCUUCAGGUUUCUCUACUUUGUUUCUCAGGUACACCAUUACCUAUAAACCCCAAGAACAAUCAAAAAGUGAAAAAUAAAGUGUUAUGAUUUAAGAACUAAUAAGAAAAGCAUAUGGAGAAGGAAACAGCAAUCUUGGUACUGAGGCACAAGAGAAACUAUAAUAGUUAAGAGCUAGUGGGGGCUUGCCAUUGCCAUGCCCCUAGCUUAGAUAAUCUCAUUUAACCCUUAUGCAGGGUAGGAAGGCAAUAGGCUUAUUUUCAUUUUACAGAUGAAAGUUGGUACAGAGAGGUUAAGUGACUGACUUGAUGUCACAUAUGGCAGAGCUUGAAAUACAAAGCAUAGUCUGUUGAACACUACAUCCUGUUUGAGAAUAUUUUCAUGAAGUUUCCAUUUUUGAGGAAGACAAGCAUACUUUAUCCAUUUCUAUCUUCAAGGUGUGUAGGAAAUAAGGUUAUGCAUUUUUUUUUUUUAAAUAAAAAGCUUAGCUCAAUCCUUGCUGAGCAGUGAUUGCAACCUGCUUGACUUAAAUAAAACCCACAUAACUAUUAAAUUAAAAAAAAUCUAUGGCCUCCCUGGUGGCGCAGCGGGUUGAACGCAGUGCUGUGAAGCUGUCCGCAGCCUCUGCAGUGCUGGUUGGAUUCCUGGCUGGCCAGGGUGAUUCCCAUAUGGCGUGGCAGACCUCUCCUGUUGCGCCCAAUGUUCCCCUCAGCAGUGUAUUUUGGUCAUCUGCCUGUUCUGCUCACCACUCUGUCUCUGGUGAAUUCUCUCACCCUCUUGUGCCUUUGGCCUGUACC